AUGGAACACAUGACAAAUAUUGUUGAUGCGGUAAAUGAUGAAAAUGUAUUCUUUGGUAUGAUGGAAAGAGGCGGUGGCGGAGAGGGUGGUGGUUGUAGUGGCGAUGGUGAUGAGGCGAAUUUGAAAAAGGGUCCUUGGACAACAGGAGAGGAUACAAUUUUGAUAGAUUAUGUAACAAAACAUGGUGAAGGGAAUUGGAAUGCAGUUCAAAAAAAUACAGGUUUGAAUCGUUGUGGGAAAAGUUGUAGGCUUAGAUGGGCUAAUCAUUUAAGACCCAAUUUGAAGAAAGGUGCAUUUUCUCAUGAAGAAGAGAAACUCAUUGUUGAACUCCAUGCACAAUUUGGUAACAAAUGGGCUCGAAUGGCUGCUUUGUUACCUGGAAGAACAGACAAUGAAAUAAAGAACUACUGGAACACAAGAAUCAAACGUCGGCAAAGACAAGGUCUUCCUCUCUAUUCAGACGAACAUGAUCUUCCCAACACACCAACCACACCAACAACACCUUCACAAUGUGUCACACCAACAGGAACAAGCCCUAACAACAUUACACCAAAGUUUGAGUUUUUAAAUCAAAACAACCACCAAUAUCAACAACAACAUCAACAUCAACACCUUCACCCUUUAUCCCCAACACCAACUCAUCAUCAUUCUCCUCUCUCUUCACCACUCCAACAUAGACAACAACGACAACAUUCUUAUUCUCCUCACACAUUCAUAGAGACUUCACCUACACCAUUUUCAUCUUCACCUUCACCUCUCUCUUUCACUUUCCAAAGACCUGCACCACUCUUAUCUGCACCUUUUCGCUUCAAACGUUAUCGUUCCAGUCCCAACUUUAGUCUUCAAGUCCCUUCUGUAAUACAAAAUUGUGCUUCACUCCAUGAUCCUUCUUUAACCUCUCAUCAAGAUAGUUUUAGGUUUCCAAUUCAAUACAACUCAAGUUUUUCUCAAUACUUUCAUACUCCCAUGUUCGAAUCCGAUCGAGGAGUUUCUUCAUCGUCUUUACCUUUCUCCACAAAGUUGGAGCUACCUUCAAACCAAUAUUCAAGACUAUCAUCAGAGCAAGAUGUUAAUGUUAACAAUAUUGAAUUCAAUGAUCCUAAUCCUUUUCAAACCAAUAAUAGUGGCUUAAUGGGAGAUCUUUUAAUGGAAGCACAAACACUAGCAUCUGGUCAAAAUUCAAAGAAAAGAAGUUACUUGAGCUUAAAUGAAGGAAAUGAUAUGUUUAAUGGUUGCCAAAGCCUAGAUGAUUUCCCACUUAGCUCUGUUUAUUGGUCUUCUAAUUCAGGACAAAAACUAAAGGAAGAAGCACCAGACCUAAGCAAAUUUAUGAAUGAUGACAUCUCAACAAUGUUAACUGUGAUGCCUUCUUCCACAAUGCAAAUUCAGGAUUGGAAUAAUAAUAACAAUAACAAUGCAUCAGAAGUAACCAACGUUCAUUCUUCUAGUGGUGUGGUGAUGGCAGAUGAAAAUUUUGGACUUGAUUUCAAGCCUAUAGCUUCAUUGUUUCCUCUCACAAACGCAACAAAUAAUAGUAAUGAUGAUAAUAAUAAUAAUAAUAAUAAUAAUGAAAACAACGGUAGCUAUACUUGGGGAAAUUUACCUGAACUCUGUUGA
Molecule: messenger RNA, 1617 nt
Organism: Medicago truncatula (barrel medic)
Lineage: Eukaryota; Viridiplantae; Streptophyta; Magnoliopsida; Fabales; Fabaceae
Product: transcription factor MYB101
Exons: 3
Coding region: 1-1617 (538 amino acids)
Source: RefSeq, a predicted model, not a curated record